AAUCCAUUGCGUUCAUGACAGCAUCAGCAGCGCAGCGGUGGACUCCGUCGGCAUGGCUUCACGCGACAGAUGUCCUUGCAUCUACGCUUCGUGGGUACAUUUCGCUGCAGAAGAAACACCAGGAUGAACUGCGAGCGUUUUCUUCCACUGCAUGCCGCAACUUGGAUCAGGCGGCCGUUGGGUCGGCCUCUCUCCGCGGGGUCCUCACCCAUGUGUCGGAGCUGUUUGCACAUGCCGCGAGCGCACCAGAGGAAUUGUGUGUCAACCUUCCGUUAGAUAUUGACGAGCUUCAAACUGAGCUGCAGCGUCAAGUCAAUCAGAUGGACCGCUUAGUGCAGGACGCACACGCACGGCAAGCCGCGUUCGAGGGCGCUAAGCACACAUACACGACGACGUUGACUGCUUUCCACGAUGCGUUUGCGCUUGCGAGUCGGUUGCUGUCGCGGGCGAUUGACAACGGCAUCGACCCCAACACAUUUCUCGACGCAGACGAUGCCACGGCGAUCCUCGUCACACAGGCCACCGCCCCCACACAUUUGAUAGAGUCGUCCCCUUCGAAGAAGGCCGUGAGUCAAGUCACGGACGCCAUUCGUCGCGCCAAGGACUUCAAAGCCAAGUGCAUGAUUCAUUACAAGCAGUUUCGAAAAGUCGCCGGUGAAUAUGCGCAAGCGCUGGACGUCAUGACGGCCACACAGCAGACCAUCGAGCGAGCGAGCAGCGGCAACCUCACUGCCAUCGUUCACAAGUUUAUCGUGUGCUACUUGUCCCUGGUCAAAAACUUGGAGUACGACCUCGUGCAACUCCAUGGAAGUGUCGAAGCCGAACAGAGCCAGGUGAUGUCGACACCCUUGCAAUUUGUCGGCCAUGCCGCAGACAUCCACAUGCAGAUGCAGGCCCUACCGCCACCUCUGAGCGACCCCCUGGAGCUGUCAUAUUUUUUGGAGCAGCACUUCCCGACCACUCAAGUGCGCCCGCUUCUGGUGCGCCACCAACCUCGCGCGUCGAUGCACGCCGCGUAGACAUUUAAAAGGACUCUUGCACUCUAUAUGCAUCUAACGUGAACAAAUGGCGACGAGCACACGAACCCAACCAUAUCGCAGAAUUCUCGUGCGAUUCGACAGCAUCUUGCUUGGAUGAAUAUGUAAGCAACGACGGGCUACAAACCUACACUACAGCCAUGAUAAGUCGGAGUGUCGUGGUUGAUUUACGGUACACUUGUGAAGUUUGGUUGGGCAAUGGCACUUGGCUUAUCCGAUAAUUGACCAAACUGAAACAGUUACAUGGACGGUUACACAUCAGUUACAUUAUCAUUUCCCUGAAACAGGGGUACCUAUGUG
This is a messenger RNA of Aphanomyces astaci, 1337 nucleotides long. RefSeq lists its product as hypothetical. The record is from RefSeq and is a predicted model, not a curated record. Lineage: Eukaryota; Oomycota; Saprolegniomycetes; Saprolegniales; Verrucalvaceae. Bases 15 to 1019 code for a protein of 334 amino acids. The transcript has 4 exons.